Molecule: messenger RNA, 435 nt
Organism: Racocetra fulgida
Lineage: Eukaryota; Fungi; Glomeromycota; Glomeromycetes; Diversisporales; Gigasporaceae
Source: the annotation of a GenBank genome assembly
AUGAUAGCAACCUCUCGCAUGGAAUUUGUGAAUGGAUAUUUGAAAUGGUUAUUACACAAUUCAAAUGCAUCAUUAUGUGAUCUUAUGACCGAAAUUCAUCGGCUUCUUGACCAGCAAGACAAAGAAAACGAAUAUAAUUUUUGGAAAUUAUCUAUUCCCACCAAAAGAGACUUUCGUGAAGAAAGUCUAACAGUUCUUAAACAAAAACUAGCUUACGGAAAAGUACACAGUGCAUAUAAAAAAGCUCUCUGUAAGGCAUUGCAAACCAAUUCAAAGUCACAACGGCUCAUUGCGUUACUUCAAGAAUUUGCUGAAGAAAAUAGUAGUGAACAAUCCGAUUCAGAUGAAAGUUCAGAAAGUAAUGGCAACGAUGAAAAAAAUGAUUUUGCAAUAAGUCAAUUAAAAAAUCCAAAGAAUCGUCAUGGAAAAGGAUGA